AUGUGCACUAAUCGAUAUGUACAACAAGAUUCUGGAUAUAGUGAAGAAGCUUUAGAUCUCUACUAUGAGAUGCAAGAUUCUGGUGUUAAAAUGGAACACUUCACUUUCUCAAUGAUAGUAAGAGUGUGUACACGAUUAGCUUCAUUAGAACACGCCAAACAAGCACACACAGGCCUCAUCUGCCAUGGUUUUGGUCUAGACAUAGUUGCCAACACUGCACUUGUUGACUUCCACAGUAAAUGGGGAAGAAUCGAUGAUGCACGCAAAGUGUUUGAUAAAAUGCCUCACAAGAACUUUAUAUCAUGGAACGCGUUAAUUAUUGGAUAUGGUAAUAAGGGGAGAGGAAUUGAAGCGUUAGAGUAA
Messenger RNA from Lactuca virosa, 363 nucleotides. Lineage: Eukaryota; Viridiplantae; Streptophyta; Magnoliopsida; Asterales; Asteraceae. The record is from the annotation of a GenBank genome assembly.